Lactuca saligna is the source of this 2052-nucleotide messenger RNA. The record is from the annotation of a GenBank genome assembly. Lineage: Eukaryota; Viridiplantae; Streptophyta; Magnoliopsida; Asterales; Asteraceae.
AUGUGGUCUACAUCUCCUGCGGAGGUGGUACUCGUUGGACGUGAACAAAGAAAUGGAAAAAGGUUUUGGUCCAACGGUCAAGAAGGUUUCCGGUGGUGGUUGUCAACAAGUCCGGUGGUGUUUCAUUUUCCGAUGUUAGUGCAGCCGGAGAAAAGAUGCUCGAGAGUUAAUCUUUAUGUGCUUUGGAGACCAAAGAAGCAUUCAAUUUGUUCUUCGGUUGUCCCCUUGGCUUUAGCAUUUGAAGAACAAAUAGCUGUGGGUAAAACAGAUUCAAAUUCAGAUGGUGAAAACAAACCAGAAGAUCAGAAAUCAUUGGUUGAAAACAAGGGCAAAAGGGUAGAUACUCGUGCAUUAGCAUGGAGCUUACGAGCUGCAAAAACCGCAGAAGAUGUAGAAACAGUGCUCGGGGACAAAGGUGAUCUUCCUCUUCAAGUUUACUCUACAAUGAUUCGAGGAUUUGGCAAAGAUAAAAGGGUGAAUUCCGCCAUUGCUCUUGUUGAGUGGCUAAAGCUUAGGAAACAGGCUUCCAAAUCCUUUCCCGGUCCUAACCUCUUCAUCUACAACAGCCUUUUGGGCGCCUUGAAACAAGCAGAAGGAUUCGAUCAAGUAGAAAAAAUCAUUACCGAUAUGACCCUCGAGGGUAUAUCUCCCAAUAUCGUGACUUAUAACACGUUAAUGGGGAUUCACUUGGCUCAAGGCCACGAAAUGAAAGCUCUCGAGCUUUUUAAAGAGAUACAAACAAAAGGUUUAUCUCCUUCGCCAGCUUCAUAUUCCACAGCGUUGUUGGCUUACAGAAGAAUGGAAGACGGGUUUGGAGCUCUGGAUUUUUAUGUCGAUUUCAGAAACAAGUAUCAGAAUGGUGAGAUAGGAAAGAACGAUAAGAAUAUAGAUUGGGAUCUUGAGGCUGUGAAGCUAGAAGAUUUUGUGAUACGAAUCAGCUACCAAAUCAUGCGAAGAUGGCUAGUACAGAUCGAGAAUUCCACCAGCAAAGUCUUGAAACUUCUAACUGUUAUGGAUCAGGUCGGUCUAAAAACGGGAAGGUCUGAACAUGAAAAGCUCAUAUGGGCAUGUACCCGUGAAGAUCAUUACAUUGUUGCGAAAGAAUUGUACAAAAGGAUACGAGAGAGUGAUUCAGAAAUAAGCUUAUCGGUUUGCAACCAUGUGAUUUGGUUACUUGGUAAAGCUAAGAAAUGGUGGGCAGCUCUUGAAAUCUACGAAGAUUUGCUAGAUAAAGGACCAAAACCAAACAACAUGUCGUAUGAACUCAUCGUUUCCCAUUUCAAUUUCUUGCUGACUGCUGCCCGGAGGAAGGGGAUUUGGAGAUGGGGUGUUGGAUUACUGAACAAAAUGGAAGAAAAAGGACUAAAACCAGGGAGUAAAGAGUGGAAUUCGGUUCUAAUUGCUUGUUCGAAAGCAUCCGAAGCUUCGGCUGCGAUUCAAAUCUUUACAAGAAUGAUCGAAAACGGUGAAAAGCCCACGAUUAUAUCAUAUGGGGCACUUCUUAGUGCUCUUGAAAAGGGUAAAUUGUAUGAUGAAGCAGUUAGGGUUUGGAAACAUUUGAUUAAAAUGGGCGUAGAGCCGAAUUCAUAUGCGUAUACGAUCAUGGCUUCGAUUUAUGCUGCACAAGGGAAGUUUAAUAUAGUUGAAUCGAUAAUCCGUGAGAUGCCGGUUUCUGGGGUGGAGGUAACGGUGGUUACCUUCAAUGCGAUUAUCAGUGCGUGUGCUCGUAAUAACUACGGUGGUCCGGCGUAUGAAUGGUUUCAGCGUAUGGAGGUGGAGAAUAUUGAAGCUAAUGAGGUUUCAUAUGAGAUGUUGAUUCAGGCACUUGUAAAAGAUGGGAAACCGAAGGUGGCGUAUGAUAUGUAUUUGAAGGGUCGGAGGAAGGGGUUGAGUUUGUCGACGAAAGCUUAUGACACGGUGGUUGAGGCAGCAGUUGACGGUGGUGCGAGUAUUGAUUUGAGUUUGUUGGGGGCUCGGCCACCGGCACCGGCACCGGAAAUUAAGAAAAGGACGGACGUAAAUCAAGAAUACGUGGACAUUGUAAAUGACUAG